GUCGAGCGCUGACGCAUACGGUCUCGGCGUUGACAAUAACAAAGGGUGAUGACUAAAUGAAGUUUAAAACUUAUUUUGUGCUUCAUGUCUGCUCUCGACUGUAGCGUGUUGAGGGUUCGCUGCCUUAUUAUAUUUACAGCAACGUCACCACAGAUAGUUUAAGCGGAUAUGAGCGGCAAUACCUAAAGCUGCAAGCUGCACUGAAGUUGGUCUGCUUUACAGAUAUUACGAUGAUCCGCAUAGCAGCUCUUAAUGCGGCUGUAACAGCUCCAGAUGAGUCCCAGGAUCCACUUAGGACUAAUAAGAGUCAGACAAAAGAGGCCCAGGAAGCUGAGGCCUUUGCUCUAUAUCACAAAGCAUUAGACCUUCAAAAGCAUGACAAGUUUGAAGACUCUGCCAAGGCUUAUCAUGAGCUGCUUAAAACUCCACUGCUCAAAGAGGCCAUGCCCUCGGAUGAUCAGAGAGUGGGUCUCAAGCAUCCCGGACUGAUGCUGAAAUAUUCUACUUUUAAAAACCUGGCUACCAUGGCUGCAUCACGGGAUGACCUGGAGACUGCUAUGGAGUUUUAUUUGGAGGCAGUUAUGCUGGAUUCCACUGACGUGAACAUGUGGUACAAGAUUGGUCAAGUGGCUGUGCGACUGGUGCGCAUACCUCUGGCUCGACAUGCGUUUGAGGAGGGUUUGCACUGUAACCCUGACCACUGGCCCUGCCUGGACAAUCUAAUAACUAUUCUCUACACUCUAAGUGACUACACCUACUGUUUGUAUUUCAUCGCCAAAGCUCUGGAGAAAGACCAUUGUUACACUAAAGGCUUGGUCUUAAAGGAGAAAAUUUUCGAAGAGCAGCCUUGCCUUAAGAAAGACACAAUGCAGAUGUUUGUGAAAUGUCAUAUGUCUGUCCAUUAUGUGGAGGUGGAGGAAGAGGAACGCAAAAGUAUUGUGCAAGAAGCACAGGAGAUAAGGAAACGCAGACAGGCUCUCUCCCACUCUGAACCCAAACCUGACCUUGUCCUGAUUCAGCCUAUUCGCUCUCUCUCAUGGAGGCAUGUGGGUGAAAGCCUUGUUGCAAUGUACAGACACCAGACUACAUGUGAGCCUCCACGGCCGAGUCUUGGCCGCAGAAUUGACUUGUCAGAGUACCGUGACCCAAACUUCCUUCAGAACCUUCCCCAACCCAGCAGCCCUGUCAGUUUAGGCCAGACCACUGUGCUGAGCAGCAGCCCCAGCUCAUCUCUGCCACCAGUGACCCUGCCUGAGCCAGCAGUGCUGUCCCAGCCAAGCGCCCAGCCUCAGAUUACCCCCAGCCCAACCACUGUGGAGAUAACCACUUCUACCCCUCCUGUUGCUACAGCAAUGGAAGUUUCUCUCUUAGAUAAAUCGAAGAAAGCUCCAAAAAGAAAGCGCGUGAUUGAAGAUAGUGGCGAGACAGCCAAGCGACGCUCAGCACGUGUUCGGAACACAAAAUGCAAAAAGGAGGAGAAGAUUGAUUUUCAAGAACUGCUUUAUAAGUACCUGCCUUCCAGACUCAAAAAGUUUGAUCCCGAUGAUGACGAGAGUCUAAGCAACCUUGAAACACCGUGUGAAGGGAAGGAGGACUUGCAGCAUCUGCAUGGGAGUUGCUUGCCUGUCGACUCAGUUGAAUACAUGGCAUCAGAACAAGAAGAUGUCCACAGCUUUUUACUCAAAAGUAUGACCAAUGGUGGCAUACUGGACCUGAUGAUGCGCUAUCUGAAAGUAGUUGGUCAGAAAUUCAUGGAGGCGUGGCCUCGAGGACUCAAUGCUGUGGUACUGGAUGUCUAUCAGAUGUGGAGGAAACACAGCAGUGGUCUUCCUAACCCUUUGCUUCGGGACUGCAGCAACCAACACAUCCGGGAGAUGCUAGAAAUGAGCUUAGCAUGCAUGGAGUUGAAACUGGAGCAGUGGUUACACAAAAAAGGGAAGACUGUUUCACCAAGAAGCAGCAGCAUUGGUUCCAGCAGUGAUACAACAGAUUCAGAAUUCCCUGGGCAGCACUUCCAGAGUGAUCUGUUUCUUCUGGCCUUGGGGUCGUCCCAAAGGGAUCUAUUUGAGGAUGACUGGCUGGAUGUUAUGGUGCGUGUCUACUGGCUGAAGGGUCGAUUCUUGGCUCUGCAGGGAGAUAUGGAGGUGGCCCUGGAGAGCUAUGAUAUCUGUAUAGGCCUAUUGCAGAGCAAAUCAAAGACACCUGAAGGGAAACAUUACACUAUUAAUCUGCCUAACUUACAUUUAGAUGCCGCAAUCUCUGUGGAGGAGAUUGACAAGAGGCUGAAAUCUCUGGAGCGUUGUCAGUCUUUGGAGGAGAUCCAGCGUCUCUUUGAGUCGGCAGACUACGAGUCAGUUGUGCGCCUGCUGCAGCCCACUCUUAAUUAUGGCAGCAGGAGUAAACCUCUGGAGUUUGUGAGCUCAGCACCAGAGCGGCCUGCUCAGUUGACGCUACUGCAGAACUCCCUGUUGAAGCUUCAGGACUAUCAGCAGUGUUUCGAGUGCAGUGAGGUGGCUCUGAAUGAAGCCCUGCAGCAGCUCAGCUCUGCUUCAAUCAGCUCCCCCCCAAGCAAGGAGGACUGGGUCAGCAUCAUUAGAAAGUUGCUGGAUGGCAUAGAGGUCUGCUUCAACAAACACUCUGAACUUCUAAACAGUGCCCCUCAGUUCUCCAGUAUGGCUCGACUGGCUAACAACCUGAUUCAGCUGAUUGAUCUUAGCAUGACAAUUUCUGACGACCCCAAGGAGCCUUAUUUCUUCUCUGUUCUGCCAUGGAUCAUCCUGUAUCGCAUAAUCAAACACGAAGAGGCAGCAUUUGAUUGCAUGCUUAGGCAGCAUAUCUCUAUAGGAGAUGAUGAAGAUGACUCAGACACGCCAAUGCUGCCCUCCUCCUUGAUGCUUUUGAACACGGCUCAUGAAUAUCUUGGCCGUCGCUCUUUGUGCUGCAGCUCAGAUGGUGCACUUCUCAAGUUUUUUGUCCUAGUUUUGCAAAAGGAAUUUGCAGCUACUUCUAACAGUGAUGCUCACCCCUACAAAGAAGAGCUGGAGAUGGCCUUGGAACAAUGCUUUUUCUGUUUGUAUGCCUACCCCAGCAAGAAGAGCAAGGCUCGGUACCUUGAGGACCACUCAUCUCCACAGGUUGAACUCCUUUGGAGCGAUGCCCUUUUCAUGUUCCAGUAUUUCAAACCUAAGUCACUGCCUGAAUUUGACAGUUAUAAGACAAGCACAGUGUCUGCAGAGCUAGCCAAUCUGCUGAGAAGAUUUGUCAACAUUGCACCUUCGAGUGACACUCCAGUCAUCACCAUGGAAGAAGUAGGAGAUUACAUUGAGGGCAUGACAGAGAAGGCCCCAUGCCUUCCUGAGGGUAGUGCUCCUGCACCUCCAAUCAUUAAUGAGAUUUACUACCUGCUGGCUGAUUACCACUUCAAGAACAAGGAGCAGUCCAAAGCCAUCAAGUUCUACAUGCAUGACAUCUGUGUGUGCCCCAAAAGGUUUGACUCCUGGGCAGGUAUGGCUUUAGCCCGGGCCAGCCGUAUCCAGGAAAAGCUCAACUCCAAUGAACUGAAAAGUGAUGUUCCUAUUUGGAAACACUCCCAGGCAGUACUGAACUGCUUUAAGAGGGCCCUGGAGAUCGACAGCUCCAACCUGUCUCUGUGGAUCGAGUAUGGCACCAUGUCUUACGCACUGCAUUCGUUUGCUUCGCGGCAGCUCAAGCAGUGGCACAGCGAGCUUCCCCCAGAUGUAGUUAAGCAGAUGGAAGAAAGGAGAGAUUCUAUGUUGGAGACGGCGCUGCAGUGUUUCCAGGGUGCUUCCCAAUGUGAGGGAGACAGUGAUGAAGAAGAGUGGCUCAUUCACUACAUGCUGGGUAAAAUAGCAGAGAAGCGCAAGCAGCCUUCAGUGGAAUAUCUGCAGUUUUACAAAAAGGCUGCAAACUAUCUGCACGAAGAAGCUGCAAGGUACCCCCGGAAAAUCCAUUACCAUAAUCCUCCUGACCUGGCUAUGGAGGCCCUCGAGCUGCAUUUCCGCUUAUGUGCCACCAUCCUGAAAUUGCUAGAGUCAGGUGAACUUGACCUGGACCAUGAGCUCCUGUUCACUUUGCUAGUUGAGGCAGCGACGGGGCCAUUUGCAAGGGGGGAAGAGAAGAGUAUGCCCAGCAUGCCAAGGUCCCAUGAGAAGGAGAAACCCCCCUCUAUUAUGGAUGAGGACUUCAACUUAUCGUCAGUUUGCAUAGGGAAUGUCCUCAGCUCCUCCCUUCCAUCAGUUGCCACCCCAGGUGUGACAUCCCCUCCUUAUGUGGCCACGCCGUUUGACCAUGAUUACGCCAAACGCAAAACACCCCGACGGCAGCAGUGGCAGCAACAGCAGCGGCAUGAGGAUCAGCAGGCUGAUGCCUCACCAGAGUUUGACCAUGAUUACUGCCUGCCCAGGUCUCCAAUUUGGCUGGCGUCCCUGAAUGAACGCAGUCAGGACAGUGAGGUGGUGAUGCUAUCUGAUUCCAACUCGACUCAGGAUGCCUUUACAGACCCCGCCAGCUCUCAAGACAGCAGCCAUAAACCGGUCUCGGGAAAAACCAGCUCAUCCUCGUCGCAAAGUACGACCCCUGUGAAAGAUGGACAACCUGCACCCGAGGACCCAGAGUCACGUGGAGACCAUGCUGUCAUCCAGACGGAAGAGAAAAUCAUCCAAGAAAUAGUAGAAUCUGUGGUGGUAACAAUCCCUUUCGCUCCUACCUGUAAAGGUUCAGCAGAACCUUGUCCUAAUCCUGUCCCAGCUACCCCUCCAAAACCACCCCCCUCUCAACUGGCCGCUCCUCAAACACCCGUCCACGAGGGAAAACGCAAGCCAGAGCCCCCUGCGGAGGUGAUUGAGGUGCCCAAGGCCUUGCCUUCAGAACGCUCGGAUCAGAGGCGACUGCUGGUGGAAAUGUGCGUCCGUGCGCUCUUUCUCUGCCUCGGCCGAUUUCCUCAACACUACAAGAGCCUCUAUCGCUUGGCCUUUUUCUACACCAACAGCAAGACGCAUCAGAACCUACAGUGGGCUCGAGAUGUGUUGCUAGGAAGCAGUGUCCCAUGGCAACAGCUGAAGCACAUGCCAGCACAAGGGCUGUUCUAUGAAAGAAACAAGACAAACCUGUUCAAUGGCAUCUGGCGAAUUCCAGUAGAUGAGAUUGACCGUCCAGGAAGUUUUGCAUCUCAUAUGAACCGAUCCAUUGUACUUUUGCUAGAGGUGCUGUCUCAGCUUAAGGAUCACGAUACACUGCUGAAAGUCUCAUUCAUGCUGCAGAGAACCCCUGACCAGGGAAAGAAGUAUUUGCGGGAUGUUGAUCGCCAGGUUUUGGCCAAGAGAGCAUUUUUCCUAACUGUAAAAGUCCUGGAGGACAAUCUGAACAGUCUCACCGGGGUGUCUGAGCAGUUUCCAAAAGUCCCUGCACCCUCCAUGGGGGAGAUGACUACAACAGACGCGUCCAACAGGCCCAGUUCAGAGGACAGCAAACAUGUGCUGCCGAAGAAGCCUGGACUCACAGAGGGCGGCUGUGCUACUGACACUGAGCCCAGAGAAGCCUCCCAAGUUCAACUUUCCUCUACAGAUAAAGGGAUUAAGGUUCAAGAGAGGUACCCUGGGAAAGCUGAGACUGCUGGGAGCGAGGGCCACAAAGUAGUAGGGUUAGAUGAACCCAUGGAGCUGGACACUGGCCACUGGAGGAAGCCCUGUACCGCCACCGAUUCUCAGGGCAAUCAAACUGAGACUGAGACCUCUGUGAGUGCAGUGGAGCUCCAGCAAAAAGUGACUGACAGCAUUCGGGCCCCAGAGCUUUCUCUAGAGGAGCUGAGUAUCAGUUCAAGGCAGCAACAGCUCCAAGCCUCAGCUCCAAAGGUAACCGUGGCAGCAGGUGGGACUGAUCAGGGUUUACUACGAAGGCCAAACAGGAAAAGGAAGCUUCUGGAGGAUGUGGAGUCUGGGAAAACCCUACUACUGGAUGCCUACAGAGUGUGGCAACAGGGGCAGAAAGUCAUGACCUAUGACCUGGCACGCAUUGAGAAGAUCAUGUCAGAGACUUAUAUGCUCAUAAAACAGGUUGAUGAGGAUGUAGCUCUGGACCAAGCCCUGAAGUUCUGCCAGAUACACUUACAAAGACAGCCUGCAGGCGAUACCCCGACCACACCUAAGUACACCAAGGAGCACCGAGACCUCUUCUUCCCCGCAUCCCUGCCGACGCCGGUCCUGGUCAGCCACCCCGCCUGUCACCCGCUUUCCACCGCGGACAGCCAAGCCAAAGCGGCGUACGAGCCCCUGAGCAAGCUGCCGAGACCUCAGACCUCGAGCUUCCACGAGCAGCCACAGCACAGGAGAGCAGCUAGCCACCCCACUGCAGCCAUGGCCUUCCUACCACACACAGAGGAGCGAGAGGAGCCCUCAGAGGGACUUUCAUAUCGACAGCAGGAGUCACACCUUUGUCAGCAGAUGAAACUUGCCACUGUAUCCCAUGGCCAGGAAUCAACAGUCAGCUGGCUUCAGGAGGAGACUGCCACAUGUAGCACAGCACAACCCUGCCCAGACCAGCAGCAGUAUGCCAGCAAUGAGCAGUCGAAACUUCCAGACCCCAGCCGAAUCCGCUCCCGCGUCCCACCCAACAUGCCAAAGCUUUUCAUUCCAUCCACAGUCACCAAGUUCCCGCCAGAAAUCACAGUAACACCUCCAACACCCACGCUUCUUUCCCCAAAAGGCAGCAUCUCAGAGGAAACCAAACAAAGACUUAAGAACGUCAUCCUGUCUUCUCAGUCUGCAGCGACGGUCAAAAAGGACACCCUGACCCAGCCGGCGCUGGAGGUGCAGGAGACGUCCAGCCAGGAGUCCUCUCUGGAGAGCGAGUCGGACGAGGAGGAUGAUUACAUGGACAUCUGAGCCUCUGGAAUCUUUGUGUGCGUGCUGACACUGAACUCUCACCACAGCAAGCGCCGGAUCCCUGUUUUGGUCCAUGUUGCAGCAUCUGUCUUCGGUGAUGCCUUUGUUCUCUCGCACACGCUGCAAAAAGCAGCCCUCCCGAGAUGAAAGGAUGCAGUAGUGCCAUCGCCUGUCGUGUGCAGAGCAGAUGAUGACGGGUUCAAGUGUCACAGCAUGUCUGUAAUGUGCCAUUCAUGCAUAUCACACAUCAGCUUAUUAAAGGCUCCUGCAUCCGACUGUAAAACUGGUUCUGGCUCGAGUGACUUUCAACCUUUUAAAGCCGACCAGUCACACAUUUAUGCAUAGUUUGCUUUAAAUAUUUUGUGCUAAUUGUCUCCAAGCUGCGAAACUACACAUUCUUCAAACUCACCGAUCUGUUGUGCCUCAGUCUGGACUGAUACUCGGCAACACUUACCUGCUGUCCUUCCUUUUGCAUGAACCCUCCAUCUGCCAAAUACGCUGAAACAGGAGUUAUUUCAGUGGACGCAAAGGUGAAAUGAGGACAAUCUGCUGCAUUUGAGGGUCUUCUGUGGCCUCACAACCUGUAGCAGAUUGGAAAUGUUUACAUUUGGGAUGUUUUACAGACUGCACCUACCUUUGUGCUAUUUUUGUAUUUACUGUACUUCUUGUAAGAUUUUGUGCUUUACACACACACACACACACACACAUACACACACAAUUUUUAUUUUUUCUGUUGUGUGAAUCCGUAGCGAAGAGGAACCGUUCUUACCAGGAAGAUGUCCUGGCACCAGCACUGACCUGAACGAUGCAGAGUGGGCUUUACAGACAUGGGGAAAUUAGCUUUUGUACAUAUCACAAUCCAAAUAUCUUUCCAGUGUGUUUGGCUUUAAGGGGUCAAGUAUAGAGCUGGAGUAGCGUGAGUAUGUGUGAAAGUGUAAACAUUAAGGUGAGGGUUGUUUCAAUUCACAUGCGUUCAGGAAACGACUCGCCGUCAGCCGCCGCUUGAUGUGGUCUUUCCUGGUGGAGUGGGAUUGAAAUGCGCACAGACGGCGACUUUCUAAUUCAGAUGCCUUUCCAUGGAAAUCAUUUUGGUAAAUUUGUCACAGUCCUAGCUCAACUCAGAGGAAGACACCAGAAUGUUUUUUACAGAUUGUUUUCUAUAAAAGAAAGAUAUUUACUGAUGUUUAUUGAAAGCUGUGUUAAAGUAAUUUUAAAAAAAAACGCGAAUACAUAAAGGCUUUGAGGCAUUCACAGGCGGGUAUUGUUAUCAGACUCUUUAUAGUAAUGUAUUAGUUCUUCCGUACAUUUCUUUGGCACUUAAAAACUUAUACUUUAAGCUACAGGAACCAUUUAUAGUUUCCUGCCAUUAGCCAACGGUUUCUAUGACAACAGUGCAGCUCUCAGUAACCAAGGCCCGAUUCUGUUUAUAAACAGUUUGACAGGUCAUAUUCCUGAUUUUGCUGAUCAGUGCUUGAAUGUUUAGUAAUUAAUUAAUUUCCUCUGGAUACUUUCAAAAUAAAAGAACCAAUCCAAUUUGUAAUGAUAUAGAUGGUUACAUAGCAAAAUGUAUUUAUGUUAUAAACCCAUUUAUAUUAAUAUGGACUCGCAUUUUUGACCUAGUACCUUUCAAAAUAAGUCUUUAAUGCAAACUUUAAAACUAAAACAAUUAAAUAACAAAUUCUUUGCUAAAAACACUCUUCUGUCUGUUCCAUAAAUUCUUUUUUAGUUUCAGAAAUAUUAGGGAGCUCGUGAAAACCUCAGCAUAUCUUGAGGGUCAUUCACCUGAACAUUCAACUUUUUAAAGUACAACAGCUUAACUGGGUUCAGAUUCAAAUAUGUUUUAUUAGAAUUUCUUACUUAAUUUAUUUUUUCAGCAGUUGUUGAUAAAGCUUCUUCUGCAAAAAUUCAACUCCAUAGACACAACUAUUUCUCUUCUGAUACUUUCAGCUAUGCUUUAAAUGUUUCAGAUGUGUUAACAUUUCAGUAUCUUUCAGCAGUUCUUCAGGAAUACAUUCAGCAUCACAGCAUUAUUCACAGUGCAUUUUCUUCAGGAAAUGCUUCACAACUUUUUGCAACUUUCGCCCUUCAUAAAAUGGUUUGUAUUUUAUUUUAUUUUAUUUUUUGUAAGAUAUUUUUUUGUUGUUCUGCUGAGCUUCUGGGAUUUCGCCACAGCUAAAGAGGAGACCAGGGGAAAGGCCCUGCCCUGAUCUGCACAACUGUUUUCAAUGACUGGAUGAAUUAUAGAUGUCAAACCAAAAAUAUAUUUGUGAGACACAUUUGUUCUGUGUGCUACUUAGAAAUAAUCAAAAUGUGCAUAAAACAUUCUUUGCAUCACUUCAUUUGGUGCUUUUGUUUUCAGAGUGCUUAAAGAGACCUUGGUGGAUCAUAUCAAUGUCACUGGUUGCAAACAAGCAUUUGUAGCUCAAUACCACAGGCAACAGUUACCUCUAUUCAAGAGAGUAAAUGCAAGUAAUGCACAGAAACUGCAUAUUGUUAUAUGAAAUAUUUAUGUAUUAAAGACUGCAUGACUA
Betta splendens (Siamese fighting fish) is the source of this 9430-nucleotide messenger RNA. RefSeq names its product calcineurin binding protein 1 (gene cabin1). Gene Ontology annotation, molecular function: protein binding; nucleosome binding. The coding region runs from base 231 to 6899 and encodes 2222 amino acids. The transcript is spliced from 38 exons. Gene Ontology annotation, biological process: chromatin organization. Gene Ontology annotation, cellular component: nucleus. The record is from RefSeq and is a predicted model, not a curated record. NCBI's taxonomy places the organism in Eukaryota, Metazoa, Chordata, Actinopteri, Anabantiformes, Osphronemidae.